AGUUCGGCUCAAGGUUUGCCGCUGCCCCAGUCGCAGCCCGUUUCGGCUCUCAUGGCUGACUGCCGUGGAGCCCGUUCGUCAGAGAAUACGCUGGAGGUGCAAGAGGUUGCGGCGGAUUGCCCCUUCGGCAGCAGCCGCUUCAGCAGGCUGACGCUGCGAUUCUCUGACAGUGGUCUGGAAGAUGGGUUCGCCAAGCGCCGCGGGCCGGAGCUCAUCUCCAUCAUGCGCAAGUGCGCGGUGUGCGGCACCGUUUUGGCCAUGGCCUGCGUAACUCUGGAUCGGCCCUGGGACAACACUAUCGUUGACAUGCCCGACCUAACACUAUCAAGCGUUACGAGAGUCCCCAAGACAUGCACGCGAGGGAGUGCGCACGCGGGGUAGUGCUGGGCCUGGGUCUCCUAACGCUGAGCACGUUUACGGUGUGGUCCAUCCCGUUCGUCGGCAAAGCCCAUACGUGUGCGCUGGAGAUCGCAGCCCUUUGUGUUAUUUCAGUGGGGCUCAUUGUGUAUAUAUUUUCGACGCCAUGGUACAGCGCAUGGGCUUUAGGCUACGUGCCAGGGGCGUUUAUUAAAGGAUCAACGGAUACACACUUGGUGCUGUUCAUUGUUGGUAGACGACGACCAACAUGGCUUUGCCGAUCUGAUUCUUUAUCGGUGUGUUUCUGAAUCUCGUGUGCAUUCUAUGCUACACCGUUCCAGUUUUUGUUCUUGGGGGGCCCGAGAUGCAGAACGCCAUCAUUCACCUGUUAUUCUUAGUAUGCAUCGUUGUUCUAGCAGCUGUAGGGAAGCACAGCCUCGAGUACCACGAACGUUUCUUGUACGUUACCCUCCUCAACGAGAAGCGCCUGCGCUUCCAGUCCGAGUUCGCACUGUCCAACCUGCACCCGGAUCUGCCGCGUCGACUUCCAUCCCUGAGCGGAGAGUCGGUUCCGUCAACUUCUGAUUCGGCACGCGCCUUCGCGCUGGACACUGAUGCGCACGAGUGUGUGCGACGGCUUGCGCAGAUAGGGGAGAAGGAACAAUGGUUGAUCCAGCAAGACGACCUGAGCGUGGAGCCGCUUCACCUGCUGGGCGAGGGGGGAUUCGGAAAAGUCUACGCGGGGCUCCACCAGGAGGCCUCUGUGGCAAUGAAGGUUCCGAAAGGGUUCUUGACGAGGUCACAUCUAGUUGCCAUGACCAACGAGCUGCGCAUUCUGAGAAGGGUCAGGCAUCCGAACAUUGUGUCUCUUUAUGGGGCCUGCCUCGACGAGCUGAGCGGUACAAUGAUACUGGUUCUUGAGCGGAUGACGGGAGUCACCUUGGGGCAUUUCCUCAAGGCGAGGCGAGGGGAGGGUGGAGCCGCUCCUGGCAUGCGAGGCCUCCCGAGUGAGGAAGACCGAGUGCAGAUACUGGUGGGCUUGUCGGCAGCAUUGUGCCAUCUGCACUCGCGGAAACCCCUUAUAGUGCACGGCGACUUGAAGCCAUCAAACGUCUUUGUUGUAAAUGAUUGUCCAUGGACGCCCGUCAAAGUAAAGCUGCUAGACUUUGGGCUUGCAAGGUCUUUGACUAAACAUGCGAACCCGUUGGGGGGAACUCCCCGUUGGGCAGCACCAGAGGUUUUCCAUGGCCGCUCAAGACCCAGCACUUUAGCAGAUGUCUAUUCGUUUGGCCGCAUAAUCUUCUUCACGGUGACUGGCCUACAGCCUUCGGUCAUUCGAUGGACUCGGAUGCGAUGAAAGAGCAUCAGCCUCACCACGAGCUCGAGAUUCUAGUUGGCAACGGACUUGCAGGUAAGAGCAAGUCUCUCGUAGAGAAGUGCAGCAGUCGCGAGGUUACGAUCCGGCCGUCCAUGCGGGAGGUGCACUCAGAGUUAUUAGCUUGGAGGGAAGAAGUGGUCGGAUGUGUUUCCAAUAAGACAGACGGAACGUCCAACUCUGGUGAUGUGUCGCUCUCGGCUUCAGUGGCAAGUGAGCCACGAGGAAUUACUGGACAGGCAGACGAGUUUCUCUCGGCUGAAACGAUGAGGGUUUAGCCGUUGGGCUGGAGCGAACACCGUCUUCAACUGUGAAGGUUUUAGUCGACGCGUGCACCAGUGACGCGGACCCCGGCGGUCCUCGGUGAGGCCGAGGAGGUCCCGCGGUCGGCUCCCAAACUUGGUUGGCCCAGGUACCCGCGCCUCCGCGAGGCCCUCGGGGCAGGUGUCCUCAUGUUGAGGGAAGAGCAACCAUGGCCAAGAUGUCGCGGGAUCCCGUCGACGCUUAUUUUGGUCGAGAUUGUUUUUGUAUCUUGUGAACUCCUGAAUAGAUCCCCCCUUCUGCCCAAGGCAUCCAGCACCUGCACUCUGGCGUGACAGCUCGUUCGACGUCAUUGCGCGGAUGAGCGCCUUGCCACCCGAAGCUGUUCGUUCUUGGCGUAGAGAUUUUUUUUCAUUGCAGCGCAAUCUUGCUUGUCAAUUGCCGCGUGCAGCUGAAAUAGAGUGAAUCCGGAAGGGGUUCUGGGGGGGUG
Messenger RNA from Prorocentrum cordatum, 2483 nucleotides. Lineage: Eukaryota; Dinophyceae; Prorocentrales; Prorocentraceae. The record is from the annotation of a GenBank genome assembly.